Messenger RNA from Trypanosoma cruzi, 936 nucleotides. RefSeq lists its product as uncharacterized. Lineage: Eukaryota; Euglenozoa; Kinetoplastea; Trypanosomatida; Trypanosomatidae. The coding region runs from base 1 to 936 and encodes 311 amino acids. Gene Ontology annotation, cellular component: membrane; endoplasmic reticulum. The record is from RefSeq and is a predicted model, not a curated record. The transcript has a single exon. Gene Ontology annotation, biological process: lipid homeostasis.
AUGACGGCCCUAUGUAACGCACUUAAUUUAAAUAACGGAGAUUACAUAUGCCAGAAUGGUGUAGGAGGGCUUUCGGUGAUUCAACGCCUUUUAUGCGUUAGCACCGCGUUCCUUUUUUUCUCUGUAUUUUUUGUAAGUGUGUGUUCGGUGCUAAGGCAUUAUUGCCGUCAGUUUUUGACGAUGACGAUAGAAAUUCAAUGCGAUUUGACCUCCCGUGUGGUCUCCGUCUUUCAUAGUGUUCUUGUUGUUCCCGCCUUACUCGGUGGCGUGGCCUCAAUGAAGUGGGGGGACAAUUAUGAGCCGAUUGGUGAUGUUUCUUUCAUGCAGGGAUUACUGUGCAUCAGUAUUGGGUACUUUUUGUACGACACAGCGGUAUUGGUACUUUAUCGACAACCAAACUGGCUGUGUUUUGUUUUCCAUCACGUUGUGUCAAGUAUUCCGUAUUUUAUUUACAUGUUUAUCGGAUAUUGUCCAUAUGGCCUUUUUAUUCUUGUGUGUUUUAUGCUUGUGGAAACGACAAAUAUGUCGUUGUAUACAAAAACCACCUUGGAGGAAAAUGGCAUGUCCAACACGAAAAUGUACUCUGUUGCACUUUACAGCCUUUUCUUUCUGUGGAUUGUGUUUCGUCUCAUUAACCCAACAUUGCUUCUUAUCAUUAUGCAUAGAUACAUCAUCCCGAGUAUUCCGGUUGGAAAAAGACUGUGCCUGGUUCCUAGUGUACUUUGCGCUUACGUUGUCAGCUUUCUCUGCUACGGUGUCUUCGUUAUUUUGUGCAGGGAGAUGCUGCUUCACUGGAAAAGAUCGACAGUCGCGGGAGACGAAGUGUCCAUGGAAGCUACGCCGGCGGGGGAAGUGACCGUGUCUGAUGUGAAGGAGAGUGAUUUCCAAGCCACCGAAUUGAAUUUACCGCAUCCGUCUGUGCGAGAGGAAAAUUAG